Messenger RNA from Paramecium octaurelia, 1159 nucleotides. NCBI's taxonomy places the organism in Eukaryota, Ciliophora, Oligohymenophorea, Peniculida, Parameciidae. The record is from the annotation of a GenBank genome assembly.
AUGAGCAAAAAAUUUGAAUGUGUACGAGUGGUAAUUCGAUGUCGUCCGUUAAAUGAUACUGAAAAGAAGGAUGGACAUGUUUGUAUAGUGAAUAUGGACACUAAAAAUGGAUAGGUGACAGUGAGAAAUCCAAAAGUAGCAGAUGAAGUGCCGAAACAAUUCACAUUUGAUUAAAUCUUUGAUACCUAAUCUCUAUAGGAGAAUGUGUAUAAUCAGACUGCUCAUCCCAUAGUUGAGAGCGUAUUGGAAGGAUAUAAUGGAACAAUAUUCGCCUAUGGUUAAACAGGUACGGGAAAGACUCACACAAUGGAAGGUAAGGAUGAUCCUCCUACUUUAAGGGGAAUAAUCCCUAGAACAUUUGAUCAUAUAUUUCAGAGAAUAGAGAACAUGGCUAAGAACAAAUAGUUUUUGGUGAAGGUUUCAUUUUUGGAACUCUACAAUGAGGAGAUUAGGGAUUUGCUCUCCAAAAAUAUAAAAAAUAAAUUGGAGAUACGUGAGAAUCCAGACACGGGAAUAUAUAUUAAGGAUCUAAGUAAAUUCAUGAUAGAGAAUCCUUAGGAAAUGAGAGAGAAAUUAUUACAUGGAAGAGAGAACAGAGCAGUCGGUGCUACAGCUAUGAAUCAGGACUCAUCUCGUUCACAUUCAUUGUUCUAGAUAACAGUAGAGACGAAUGAAAUUGUGUAAGGACAGAGUCAUGUGACUGUAGGCAAAUUGAAUCUAGUCGAUCUAGCAGGUAGUGAAAGGUAGAGUAAGACUCAUGCCACUGGAGAUAGAUUGAAGGAAGCCAUCAAUAUCAACUAGUCUUUAACAACCUUAGGUAAUGUGAUCAGUGCAUUGGUCGAUAAUAAAUCACAGCAUAUACCAUACAGAGACUCAAAGUUAACUAGAUUGUUGUAAGAUUCUUUGGGAGGUAAUACAAAGACAGUAAUGAUUGCUAAUAUUGGUCCAGCUGAUUAUAAUUUCGAUGAAACCCUAUCUACUUUGAGAUAUGCAAACAGAGCUAAGUAAAUUAAGAAUGAACCUAAGAUUAACGAGGAUCCAAAGGAUGCUUAGAUUAGAUAAUUUUAAGAGGAAAUUUUAAAGUAUAGACAUUACUAAUAAAUUUAAGAUUGAAAUAAUAAUUGGAGUUAUCAAUUGAAGGUGGGGGAAGUGUGAUGAG